AUCAGCUUUUGAACAUCUUCUCGACUACGCUUACACAUCAAAAAACUCGACAGUUUUCAGAAGAUGGUUUGAAACAGAAGGUGUAUGACUACAUUAGUAACAACUUUGACGACGUUGUGUCGGGCAAUGCCUUCCACUCCCUCCCUCGAAUGAAUGUGGACAUAGUGGGGGCUGAUGAAGACUUGCUCAGCAUGAGUUCCAAUGAUGAACUGUUCAGACUUGUCCUGGAGUGGGCGAAAAACAACCUUAAAUCAAAGACAUUGGGGAAAAUGACUGGCAACUCAGUUGGGAAAUACAUGUUGUAUCUCAAUGCUGACAAUGUACUUACGGACUGCAGUCAGCUAACGGAAUCUGAUGCCCUCGACAGCUGUCAGAUUGUACAGGACUACAAGAAAGUGUUCCGUAAGACAAGCGGAAAUCAGUCAAAACCGAUGGGAAGUGUUCCGCGUUCUCCAAAUAUUAAAAGAUUCAGUAUCCCUUUGGAAGCCGCAUCCAUCAAGGAUAGCGAGUGGAAGGUGGUGGCCACAUCUCAGAAGUCUGAUCAGAUGUAUUCAGCCUUGGUUGUGCUUGAUGACAAAAUGAUGACAAUGACAAUCAGAUUUGUCAAAGAUCUGACAAGUGAACAACCAGAAAAGCCUGAGUCGCCAAAAGCAGAGUGCCCGCCCAAUCUGAGGAAGAAGUUUGAAGGGCGUCAAGCUUCUCUUGUCCCCCUGGAAAGAAUGAGCUGUGCCCGCUGCACAAUGGGAGUGUUGGUGGUACAGGGCAAGCUCAUUGUCUGUGGUGGUUACGACCGUGGCGAGUGUAUGGACACGGUGGAGACCUAUGACAUGGAGACCAAUCAUUGGAAGCCGCUGCCCAACAUGAGGACUCAGAGAGGCCGAUUCGAUGUUGCUGAGCUACAUGGCAAACUUUAUGCCUGUGGAGGGUCGAACGGGAGCGUUGAGCUGUCAUCUGUCGAGUGUUUUGACUUUGAGGAACAGAAGUGGUCUUACGUUGCGAGCUUGAGAGAUGUCCGAUCCAAUUGUGGGGUGGCUGCUCUGAACGGGAAGCUGUACUGUGUCGGAGGUCGCACUGCCGUGUCUCCAGUGAACACAUGUGAAGUGUACAACCCUGAGGAAAACAAAUGGUCCAAUAUAGCAUGUAUGAAUUUCCGUCGUUCCCAAGCCUCUGUGUGUGCGUUUAACGGUCACCUAGUGGCUGCAGGGGGAAGCGACUCUUGGCAUUGUCACAAUACUGUGGAGAUGUAUGACCCUGCCACGGACGCCUGGGAACUAAUGGCUCCACUGAACACAGCACGCCGUGGCGCCGGCAUCGGAGUCCUUAAUGGUAAGCUGUACGUUGUUGGUGGCAAUGAUGGUUCACAUUCGUUGGCAUCUGUGGAAAUUUACCAUCAGGACAACGAAUGCUGGACGAUGGGCCCCGCCUUGACAACACCUCGAGCAAAUGUUGGACUGGCCGUGCUCGGAAAAAAUCUGAUGGCAGUCGGUGGGUUUUCUGGCAAACAUUUCCUCAGCACGAUUGAAUAUCUCAACGAAGACGAGGAUAGUGAAUGGUGCACGUUUGUUCCCGCACAGUCACAGGUCAUCACAGAAAAGGUUCGCGAGAAAAGAUUGUCGGACGAGCUCGAAGGGAAGACAACAGAGAACGGCACAAAUGGUGUGAAUGGCGUAGAAAAUGGAUCGAAUGGAGCAUGUGAAAAUGGAGAAGUCUGUUCAAAUGGUGUGAAUGGCCAACAAAAGCACGUUUCUGCAAAUGGGUUGGUUGCAGCUCAGUAAAGCACCACAAAAGAAAUCGAAACAACGGUCACAUUGUCAAAAUUGUGACCUAUAGGGUAUUGUGUUACCUCCCUUUGGAAGGUGGAAAAAGUCCCCUGUCAAACCUUUGUGCUCACUUUCAUUGAAAACUUUACAUCACUUCCUAUUGAGGGAAUUCUGGGAUAUUAGUUUUGUAGAUUUUGACAUGGGUGAAUUUUGAACUUUAAAAAAAGUUUGAAAAGUUUUUCCUUGUGUGUGUUUGUAUCAAUGUGAAUUUUAUCGUGUUUUAUAUCUUUUGAAAACAUCAUCAUACACUGAACUCAAUCGAUUAUAGGUAACAAGAGGUUAUUAAAAUCAAUUGAAUUAGUGAAGUAGUUUACUGGAGAUGCUAAUUGUUAAAUUGCAAUGACAUAGAACAGUAAAGUUGGUGUAGUUGUACAUGAAGAAUUUAUUUUAUGCACACUUUCCAUUGUUAAAAUUCUAUGUCUGGCUUUUCCUGUGCUGUGUUUUGUUUUUAAAGAUCUGGUACAUUUAAACAUCUCUACUUCAGUUUUUGUUUUUAAAAGAAAAUGAAAUAGCCAAGAUUUUGUGUCUUGGUUCCUGUAUUUUAAUUUGUAAUGACCCUUGUACUUGUAUUUUCCCCGAGUGUGCUUACAUGUAGUUUUUCAGGCUGUUUUUUGUGUCUUAGUAACAUAAUUUUGUGUGUUUAGUUUUUCAGGUUCAUUGAAUUUCAGUGUUUUUUUUUUUUUUUUUGUUUAUUGUCAUAUAUUGCAAGGUCAUGAAGUAUUUAUCGCAAUUUUUCAAACUAUUUCAAUCUGUCUUGUCACAUAAAAUCCUGGAUGUUUUAAUAUGAAAAUGGGUGAUGAUAAGCUGUGAGUACAAAUGAAUCCUUCAAAGCAAACUACGUUACUGAUUAUUGUUUUUUUGACAUACGCAUUGAGUUUUGUUUUCAACAAAGAAGCGCAGCCAUCCAAGGCAUCUGAUUGUGAUUUCACAAAGUGAUUUUUAGUUCAAGUCAAAAUUCGAAAUGUGGUUUCAGCACUUGUUGUGAAGAUGUGAAUUGUAGAUGAGGAGAACUUAUCAACAAAUUUGUCAAAAUUUAAGCCGCUGCUCCAUAGGGAAAUUAAGAUUUUAUAGUUUUACUUGACUGAUAAAAUCACUUUGCAGAAUCUGCUGCUGUUCACCCAGUUAUGAUUUUGGUGAUCCCUUAAUGAUCUCUUUAGGUAGAAUUUUCAUUACAUUAUAGUGCUUUAAACCAACCAUCAGGUCAGUACGUAAACUUCUAGAAGUGCACAGAAACAAAGCUGACAGGCUGUUGUGUGAGGUUGAACAGAUUAAAACUAAACAGUGGGGUUCGCCAGCCUUCUACAAAUGGAAGCAAAUCUUGUAACUGAUAAAACAGCAGUGCCCUCUAUCUGUUUGAAUAACAGUGUCAGCUUUUAUUAUUCAUGAUUACUGGUGAUGGUAUUGAAAUUUGUGGUGUUGUUAUUUAAGUAGGUAUAGGGCACUACUGUUUUAUCCGUUACAAGAUUUUCUUCCUUUUGCAAUGGGCUGGCGGACUCCAUUGAAUUUUUCAUUUGCUGGGCAAGUUUUGUGCGGGGAUAAUCCAAGUACCGGUUGGCCAGGCCCGCAUAUUUAAUGAUCAGUGUCUGUGACAUGACAUUCCAGUGAGUCUGCACUAUGAGGAAACACCUAUCUGAUAUAACUGUAAUAACAUUGAAGAUGACCAAACCCUAAUGCCAGCAAGCUAAAGAACAGACUCCAAAGACUAAGCUAAAGUAGUGGUACAGUUCAUUGAUUUGCUGUGUAGUCAAGUGUUUCAAAAACGAUAGCUAGACAUCAACCAAUCAGCUGCCUGCUCAGAAAGCCAAUCAACAUUGAUUUUGCUUCUGCUGAUUUUGUUGGGGUUUUUUUGUUAUUGGUUAAUAUCUGUCCAUUAUUUCUUUGUGAUGUCAACUUCCUUGGAAAUGUGAACGUUUGACUCAAACCAACCAAAAAGUUUAAGUUCAGGAAAUGCACCUCAUUGAUUCCAUAAGAAUAGUUAAAACAGUUGGGCAUGCUCUGCUUACAGUUAUGUGUUGGGCGAAAGGUCACAUGGGUUAAAAGGGCAGGCAAGUAUUAAGCGAGGUGUAGAGGGGCAGAAAAGGUGAAAUUAGUCCCGAUAUAAGAAGUUUUAUUUAAUGUUUUACAGGUGGAAAUGAAUUAUGGGAGUUGAAAAGAUUCAGCUGCAGAUUUUGUGGAAAGUCGUGUUUCAAUGAAAGUCACGUCACUUGACCAAAUUCUCAACUGUAGGACUCCCUUAAGAUUAUGCUUUAUAGGUAUUAAAUGAAUUUUAAGUGUGGGAGAAAACAUUUUGGUCCCCAUAGUAACAUUGUCCAGUAUUGGAGAUUUUACAGUCCCAUUUCUGGUGAACUGCAAGGGUAAGCUGAAAACUUUUCAGCCCGAGGUAUUUUACAGAAAAAUUGGCAGGACAUGGUGAUGUGUCUUGUAUGAUUACUCAGAGAGUGUAAUGAUCUUAAUGACUUGUGACUUCCUUGAUAUAUCCAUAAUGAGAUUCUUAAUUAAGAAUCAACAUACAGAGUGGAUAGGAUGACUCUUAGUACCUCAGGCUGGGAACUUUUCGGUCUUCGCCUUUACACGUACCGUCUUACAUUGUACAAGAGAACUGUUCUUUUUUUUUAGUUUUACAUGGAAAUGAAUUAUAAUUUACAUGAUGGAUCUCUGAGAGUAUUUUGACACAAUUUAAAUGGAAAGAUAUGUUUGUGUUUUUUUCUCAAUUGUCAAGAGUUUCAAGAACAAGCGUUUUCAACGUUGUACAUGUACUGGUUUGUAAAUUUAUGUCACAAGGCGAAGAAGGCCGCCCUGUAAGAUUUAAUUUGAAUUGUUGGUGAUGAGUGAUAAAAGAGAAAUAAAAGUUUGUGUUUUUAAUAAACCUCUACAGAAGGAACACCACAGUGAGGCAUCGAUUCUGAACUUAAGCCGCAAAAAGCAUGCUUUUUUUUAUGCUGCAAACGUGUAUCUCUUGGGUAAUGCGAUGUCUUUUCCUCCUAGAGACUGUCCAUUGCAAAGAAAUGUUGGUAAUUGAUAGAGUGUGAGUAGCUUUUAAUUCUGUGGUCUUAGCGCUUGAAAGAGUAGACAGUAUCUUAUUAACACUUGUAGGACUAAAUACAUUUCUAUCAUUAAGUAUUGCAAGAGAGAUUAGUAUUAAUUUUUCAGUUUUUUUUUGGUCUCCUCGAAUAAAGUAGAUUAAGAAAUUGUUUCCAAGAUAACUGUCUGGAGCUGAGUCCUCAACACCACAUCUCGUUGGUGUCAAAAUUUGAAAUACAGUUUAAGAACUUAGUUUGGGCUCUGGACAUUACAUUUUUUAUAUCAUCAAUAUAGUCAAGACAAAUGGAUCAAACUUUCAACUUCCAAUACCAAACACGCAAGAGGUUGUAAAUUUUGACUAGAGUGAGAAAUGGCUUUUUGGAAUCGGCCCCAGAGCCCUGAUGUUUGGGGAUUCAUCUGUGUUGGUGACUAUUAUACUAUUGAUUUUCUAUGGGGUAUUUGUCUGCAAGAUGUAUUUCUCUUUUUAUCAUCUUUCAAAGUUUGUCUCUACACAAUAUAGCUGCAUUAAUGCCAAAGCGGCAUUGUCCUGCUUCUUGACAUUUUUAAGUUGUUUUGCCUCUCUUCCGAUGACCUGUGAGGUUGUCUUAUUUUUUUUUUCUUGCAUCAAACAGAUGUGCAUGAAGUCUUUACCCUUCUCAGUUUACUUCUAUCAUUCCCCUGAUAUCCGAACGGUUGUGCACAUUUGGUAUCUUUUAGAUUGUUUUCCUUUCAUCUGAUUGUCUAAUACUGACAUAAAUUUGCAUGUUCAUUAUGUUGCAUCCUGGGAAAUUACAUAAGAACACGAUUCCUCUUGAUCCUUCUUCAAAUCCUACAUUUGUGACCAUAUUACACGAAGUCCUUGUUGAUUUGUGGGGAAGGUGUGGUGAUAGUGGGAAAAGGGAGGGGGGUGGGGGGGGGGUGUUCUUGACUGAAAAAAUUCAUAGAAGUGUGAUUGUAUAUUUUCAUAGAUAGAUUUUGAUGGGGGUAGGGUUGUAAAGUGAGAUAUUUUUCCAGCAGUUCAAGAGAGAAAUUACUACACUUGUAUGAAUGUGCUUCGCAUUGCUCUCUCUCUCAUUUUUGAUUUUGUCAUACUCAAUUGGGGAACUGAAAGUCUUGUGACCCUGUAUUAGCUUACUGGUCCCCUUUUGUUCUCUUGGGCCCACACUGUUGUGAACCUGCAUUAGCUUACUGGUCCCCUUUUGUUCUCUUAGUCCCACGCUGUUGUCAGCCUACAAGGUUUUGCAUGUGCUCUAGAUAACACCUAGAUAUUAACGUACACAGGUUCUGCUAGCUUCCUAGUCCAAAAUGAUAAUUUCUUACUUUAGAAUUUCUUUUGAUGUGAAAGAUACCCAUAGUAUAAACAUGGGAAAUGUGAGAUGAAGCAGUGAUAUUAGUAUAGGUUUCAGAUAUUAAAGAUCAUUUGGUUUUUCAUAGGUGAAAUUCCAUAGUUCAGUGCAGAACUUUGUCAACAGUGGAGGAUUGAGUGUGAUGGUUUUCAAAGAGAUCUGUCUGGUUUACUCUUAGUAAAACUUGAAGUUCAGUGUAAAAACAUGAAUAAAAUAACAGGUUAUUUGCACAACUUAAGAACAUCUUUUCAGGUGAGUCUUAAAGGCUAUAGGUUUGUGUGUUUGUAGCCUUAGACAAUCAGUUACCAAACGUUAGAACGACACCACUUACUGUUGAAGUGUUCACCACGAUAUUGAGGGCAUGUGAUAUAAAUGUAAAGAGAAGAAAACUCUGGGCUGAUCUCAGUGACUGGAUACGAUGAAAUUUGUUAUUACCUGCAAGUGCGAAAACACGUUUUUUUGGGUCAAAUAAAAAUGUUAAACCAUA
Messenger RNA from Liolophura sinensis, 6674 nucleotides. RefSeq names its product influenza virus NS1A-binding protein-like. The record is from RefSeq and is a predicted model, not a curated record. Gene Ontology annotation, molecular function: protein binding. The transcript is spliced from 10 exons. NCBI's taxonomy places the organism in Eukaryota, Metazoa, Mollusca, Polyplacophora, Chitonida, Chitonidae. Bases 150 to 1775 code for a protein of 541 amino acids.